AUGAACAACGAUCAGGAAGCCGAAACUCAGCGACUCGAGGAGAAAUUCCAACAAGAGAAGUCGCGGUUUCUGACUAUUGCCAAGGCCGCCGCCGGCGGCAAAAUUAGCCAGGACAAGCUCGAGGUUCUCGCGGACGGGCUUUUGAAGAAGGAAAGAAGGGAGUCGUCGUUGGGUGCUGUUUCCAAGGCGAAGGAGGAGGAGGAGGAGGAGGAGGUGGUGGUGGUGGUGGUGCCCCCUGGUUCUUCGGUUCCGGCCCCGACCCCGGGGGCCCAAAGUCAUGGCCAAACGCCCGAGUUUGACCCUGCGGCUGGUGGAAGCAGCAAGAGAGCUCGUGUGGGCUUUGCGGCCGAGCACGCCGGUCAUGCGUUCGGAGACGAAUCCCCCGCGCUGGCAGGCGCUGGUCGUGCCGUGCGCAAGCGGGUCGAGAUCAAGAAUCGCGACGUGUCCGACUGGGAGUCGGAGGGGCAGGACGAUAUUUUUGAGGAUCUGGGGUUUGGGACUGGGUGA
Podospora pseudopauciseta is the source of this 507-nucleotide messenger RNA. RefSeq lists its product as uncharacterized. The record is from RefSeq and is a predicted model, not a curated record. The transcript is spliced from 2 exons. Bases 1 to 507 code for a protein of 168 amino acids. NCBI's taxonomy places the organism in Eukaryota, Fungi, Ascomycota, Sordariomycetes, Sordariales, Podosporaceae.